Molecule: messenger RNA, 590 nt
Organism: Hyla sarda
Lineage: Eukaryota; Metazoa; Chordata; Amphibia; Anura; Hylidae
Product: cytochrome c oxidase subunit 5B, mitochondrial-like
Exons: 4
Coding region: 58-453 (131 amino acids)
Biological process (GO): mitochondrial electron transport, cytochrome c to oxygen
Cellular component (GO): mitochondrial envelope
Source: RefSeq, a predicted model, not a curated record
UCAGCCCCACCCCCUGGACGCGGUAGCUGUCAGGCUUGAGGAGCUCGCGCAGCAGUAAUGGCUUCUUGGAGGUUUCUCCAGCUUUUCCGUCGCUCUGUUCCCCUGGCUGCGGCUUAUCCCAGGACCGUGUACCUGAGCAGACCAUGCGUUAGAGCAAUGAGCGCUGGGGGUAUCCCCUCAGAUGAGGAACAAGCUACGGGCCUGGAAAAAAAAAUCCUGAGUGCCUUAAAGAAGGGAGAGGAUCCUUACAACAUUCGCAAGCCAAAGUCCUAUGCUGGAACCAAAGAUAAUCCACACAUUGUACCAUCAGUCAACAAACAGAGAAUUGUGGGCUGCAUAUGUGAAGAAGACAAUUCUCAAGUUAUUUGGUUCUGGGUUCAUGAUGGGCAGGUGAACCGCUGCCCACAAUGUGGCUCUCACUACAAGCUUGUUCCCUAUGAGCUUCCACACUGAAGAGGAUGUGAAUGGCCUGCACUUACCACAUAUAACUAUACCAAAGAUUGUUUUAUUAAAUACUUGACCUAUUGAUUGUCCUUUGUGAAAAUCCAACACUAAAGCAAAUAAAACAGAGCUACACUGUUAUUCGCAAA